Molecule: messenger RNA, 557 nt
Organism: Oppiella nova
Lineage: Eukaryota; Metazoa; Arthropoda; Arachnida; Sarcoptiformes; Oppiidae
Source: the annotation of a GenBank genome assembly
GUAGAGCAUGGUCUAUUUUUGAUUUGAUUCAACUUCUGAGUAAAGAGUCGGGUAUAGAAACAGAUGAUCACAUGUUCACACAAACACCGAUCACUUUCCGAAGAAUCAAAUCUCCUGCCGAAGCCAUUGCCAAAUACGAUGCUUUCAAUUUCGAUGAUGACGACAUAUCUUUGGACAUAAUGUCUGGCAUAUCGUUAAAGGAUUCCGAGGAUAUUGAGCCAAAAGAAGCCGAUUCUGAAGUUAAAGGUCAACAGAAUCGAGUUGAAGAGCAAACAAAUGACACGAUCACUAACACUGAUCCUGAAUCUCAUGUUCAGACGGCACCCCACGGACAACUCACACAACAGCAACAAGACGACCGGAGCAAAAGGGAAUGGGAGGCCGGAAGGAUCGAUUGGAUGGGCGCUCACCAGUCCGACCGCAUUAUUGAUAGGCUUAAGAGACUCAUUAAUGACUAAAUUUGCGCAUAGUUUGGCGUUUGGACUAAAUUUUAUCAUAACUAAUCAAUUAUUUCUAGUAUCAUAUUUUAUUAACAAUAACUUUAUUUUAAAAUUUAU